This is a messenger RNA of Mya arenaria, 2793 nucleotides long. RefSeq lists its product as uncharacterized. Bases 16 to 1983 code for a protein of 655 amino acids. Lineage: Eukaryota; Metazoa; Mollusca; Bivalvia; Myida; Myidae. The transcript is spliced from 28 exons. The record is from RefSeq and is a predicted model, not a curated record.
AAAGGUCCAUGCCACAUGUUGCUAUUCGGAGAGAAAUUUGGAAGCUUAAGAAGAGCUUUGUUGAUAGCAACAAAUAUGGCGCUGCUACUCCGCGAUCCCAGCGGAGCGAACUACGGAAAUACUGAACAGGAGCUUCAAGACAGGAUUUUAAGCGUUUACGGCAGUAACGAAAAUGACGACCAUUUGUUCAGACCAGACCUUGCAGACCAACACAAGGUUGGUUUCUUUGGUCUGGACCGAGCUUCUCAGACGGAUGUCACGGAGGUUGUUGACCUGAAGGAGAUGACCGAGGUUCUACAAAUUCUCCUCAGGGAUGUUGAUGAGCUGAAAAGAGACAUAAACCUCACUAAGCAUGUGAUGCAGGCUGAUUACGAGUCAAAACUUCGAGAAAGAUCCCUCGAAUUAUACUGUAGAAUAAAUGAGAGGGUGUCAGACUUGGAAAAGAUGCAUGAAGAGAGAGUAGGGACGGUUCGUCGAGCCUUCAGACAACAGUUGUCGGAUGCUAUUGCCAGAGUUGCGGUGCUUUAUAAUAAAAACCUCCAGCGAAAGGUUCGUCAAGAGAAGUCUCAAAAUGAGAGUGACGCAGACCUCCGGGAAGAACGUUACAAGGAGCUGCAAGCCACGAUCCAGAGGAACGAGUCCAUUAUACAGAUGCUGAAGAGCCAGAUUGAACAGCUUCAGAAUAACCGAAGUCAAUCUGUUAGUCCAUCCCUAGAUGACUCAGAAAGGCCCUCUGCGGUCACCCCACAAACUCCGAGUUCCGCGGGUAAAGUUAUGAGUUAUGCGGAUACCCCACCAGGGUCUGCUGUCACACCCGUCCGUCCGCCGAGCGUCCGCGAAAGGGGUGUACAAGUUGCCAUCAAACCUGUGAUGAAGUCAAAGGAGGUCCAGAUAGAGGGGUCAUUGCAUUCGAAAACACCAAGUGUCAAUUACGAGGCAGAGGCGUUGAGGGAUGAGCUAGAUGCCGCCACCCAGAGACUGUCUUCCUUGCAAGACAGCCUUCAGGAGCGUGAGGAUGAAAACACAAAACUCAGUAAAAAGGUUGACAGUUUGGAUGACGAAUUGACAAAUGAAAGAAUGGAAAAAGAAAAGCUGAGGAUGGAGAUCCAAUCAAUCCAUUCAGCGUUGCAACAGGACAAGGCAAACUCACAGAAAAUGCACUCAGCUAUGGAUGGCGCAAAUGAUGAAAUGAUCGAAAAACAGAAGGAAGAAAUGGAAAAGUUGAUGCAGGAAAGACUAAGGCAGGCGCAAAUGCAAAGCAGCCAAACCUUGGAGGAGGAAGCAAAGGCUCGCCAGAAAGCGGAGAAAGAAAAGCUGGCUUUCAUGUAUGACCAAGAGAAAAAACUGAAGGAAGAACUUGCCAGGGAAUAUCGGCAGCAAUUGAAUGAGGAGAGAGCCAAACUUGCAGAAGCACUUAAAGGUGAUACUGAUGUGAACAAGUUGAGAAAGCAGGAGCAGGCUCUCCGGGAAGAGGUGGCAAGAUUGAAGAAAGAAAUUGAGCGCAUCCAUAAGACUUGGGAAAAGAAAUUUGCUAUUCUGCAACAGAGCCUACACGCCCUGAAGGACGAGAGCUACAUUCGUCAGCAGCUACAGAGACAGGCAGCCAAUCUUCACCAUGCUGCGGUCUCAUACUCAGUGGACUCCCCGCUCGGCAUUCAUCCAACAAAAAACAGGAGUUCCGUGAAAAGACCACUACCUGAGAUCCCAAAGUACAGUAAGCCAGUGAACCCUGGGGCUACCCCAGGUGGUUUUGCAGAUAAGGACUAUAUCUCAUAUACCGUGUCUGCCCCCAGCGGAAGAGGAACUGCCAUCUUCUCAGCUGAUGAGAACCAGAUUAUGUCUGAAACAGAUCGUGAGGACAUUCCCGCUGAUGUUGUUCCUCUACCUGACCGACCAACUAGAAACUCUGCCCCACCCUCCAAGACGUCCAGUCCAGUAAAGCAACACAAAGGUCCCGUGAUCAUUGUUCCUCAUGUCACGUGACACAAAUACUGUUUUUAACUGUUGUACAUAGUGCAAAAUAGCAAAGCCUCUGCAAAAUCCGUGUGUUGUUUUGAACUGGUUUCACACUAAAUGUCUUUUACUGCUGGAUAAUGUAAAUACAUUUACUGCUGAAUUGGCGUUUAUGUUGAAUUAUCUGCAAUAAAAGUCAUUUACUGCUGAAUUGGGAUUCACAGUGAUUAUUGUGAAUUGCUGAAUUCGUUUCACUGAUAAUUCCGUUUCGCGAUUAAUGUCAUUUACUGAUUAAAUGGCGUCACUGCCUAAUUGGUUACAUAAUGAAUGUCAUUUACUGCUGAAAUGGGUUUCUCGAUGAAUUUUAUUUACUGCUGAAUUUGUAUCACUGCUGAAUCGGUUUCGAGAUGAAUGCCAUUUACCGCUAAUUGCGUAUCACGAUGAAUGUCAUUUAAUUGUAAUUUACUGCUGAAUUUAUUUCAUGAUAAAUGUCAUAUACUGCUGAAUUUAUUUUACGAUGAAUUCCAUUAAUGUAUGAUUUUAAGCUGUGUCGUGUUUGUGAGAUUUAAUUAAUGAUAUAAUGCUGCUAAUAAUUGUUUAUUGUUGUUGUAUGCAUUAUUUAAUAAACCAUAUGAAAUAAAUUGUUACAUGUGUUUAAUGUACAUGCACGUUUGUCAACGUCUUUUACCUUCAAUUUUACAAUAAAAAAUAACUCAAUAAUUAGUUACAUAAAUAAAUAUAUCAAAGAAAUAUUGUCCUAAAACCAUAGAUAUGAUAUUUCUGCGGGAUAUAUAAAUAAUAACUUUACCUUUGAGCUUAAAUGAUAAAUUUACCAAUGAG